Triplophysa rosa is the source of this 3089-nucleotide messenger RNA. RefSeq lists its product as uncharacterized. The transcript is spliced from 10 exons. The record is from RefSeq and is a predicted model, not a curated record. Bases 255 to 2690 code for a protein of 811 amino acids. NCBI's taxonomy places the organism in Eukaryota, Metazoa, Chordata, Actinopteri, Cypriniformes, Nemacheilidae.
AAAGUAAAGCUAGGAGAACAGUUUGGUUCGACGGUGGAAAAGCAACGUAAAGUUACUAAUUUGUGUUUCAUAGGCUAGCACAUAAAUAGUCAGUUAAUGAUGCAUUGAGAUCGUGGUGUCAUGCGCUAUAAAUGAUAACUGACAGGCGUACUUUUUUGUAUCACGACGGAGACGUAUACUGAACGUAGUUUAGGCUGGCACGAUUCGCGUUAAAUUUUUAUUGAAACAAAGUCGUUUUAGACACCACCAACAACAUGAAGACAAUCUCUUUACUCUUUAUUGUCUCUUUAUUCAUCUACGGUGUGUUUGGUGAUGCAGAUGAAGUGAAGUCAGUGUCAGUGAUGGAGGGAGAUUCUGUCACUCUACACACUGAACUUACUGAACUACAGAGAGAUGAUGUGAUCGAGUGGGUGAUUGGAAAUAAACAGGAUGUCAUAUUUAAAUUUGACAGAGAGACAAAUAAGGUUUUCUCUAAUGGCACUGAUGGGAGAUUCAGAGACAGACUGCAGGUGGAUGAUCAGACUGGAGAUCUCACAAUCGUAAACGUCCGAUCUGAACACACUGGGCUUUACAAACUAGAGAUCCACAGCAGAGGGGUUACAACAAAGAUAUUUAAUGUACAGGGUGUGUUUGGUGUUCCAGAUGAAAUGAAGUUAGUGUCUGUGAUGGAGAGAGAUUCUGUCACUCUACACACUGAUGUUCCUCUUAUCAAGAACUAUGAUGUGAUAUGCUGGAGGUUUGAAAACUCUCCUCUAGUUGAGCUUGACAGAAAGACUGCAGUCGUCCCUGAAUAUAAUGCAUAUGAUGAGAGAUUCAGAGACAGACUGCAUAUGGAUCAUCGGACUGGAUUUCUCAUCAUCUCAAACAUCACAACUGAUCUUUCUGGACUUUAUGAAGUAAAGAUCACGAACAGCAGAACACACACCAUACACCAGUCAUUCAGGAUUACUGUCAGUGAUGCAAUAAAGUCAGUAUCAGUUAUGGAGGAUGACUCUGUCACUCUGUACACUGAUACUGACAUACAGACCUAUUAUUUGAUACAGUGGAUGUUUGGAGGUGAAGGCACUUGGAUAGCUAAAGUAUUAAAAGCAGACAAACUGUUCACUGUAUAUAAUGGUGAUAAUGAGAUAUUCAGAAACAGACUGAAGCUGAAGGGUGAGACUGGAUCUCUCACCAUCACAAACAUGACAACUGAAGACUCUGGAGAAUAUCGCAUGAACAUUAGCAGCAGAAGACGAUCCAUUCACAGGAGAUACACAGUUAAUGUCAGGGAACCGGAUUGGUCUUCAGGUGAAAUGGUGGGCCUUUGCAUUUUAUUCCAGAAUGUUAUUCCUGCUGGUAUUGCUGCUGCUAUUAUUGGUGUUGGUGCUGUGAUAUACUUUUGCUUGGUUUCGAUAUGCAAGAUCUCUGAUCAAAGGAAACUAGUGGGUAAAGAGUCAGUGUCAGUGAUGAAGGGAGAUUCUGUCACUCUACACACUGAUGAUAUUGACAUACAGAGAGAUGAUCAGAUAGAGUGGUGCUUUGAAGGUACUGGGAGGAUAGCCAUAAUCAAUAGAAAGAAGAACAAGAUCUGUACCUAUGAUAACGAUAAGCCUUAUGGGAGAUUCACAGACAGACUGGAGCUGGAUGUUCAAACUGGAUCUCUCACCAUCACAAACAUGAAAACUGAAGACUCUGGACUUUAUGAAGUGAAGAUCAGCACCAGCAGAGGAAAAUCAUACUCUCUGUUCACUGUUAGUGUCAUAGACGGUGAAAGGCCAGUAAAAUUGGGAGAUUCUGUCACUCUAUAUACUGGUGUUACUAAAAUACAGACAAACGAUCUGAUACUGUGGACAUUUACAGCUGAAAACAAUCUUAUAGCUCAAUUUACCAGAGGGGCCUUAUAUUAUAGCUAUACUGAUGACGGAUUCCGUGACAGACUGCAGCUGAACCAUAACACUGGAUCUCUCACCAUCACAGACAUCACAACUCAACACUCUGGACUUUAUGAAGUCCAUAUUUAUAGCAAUAGAGAGACAAAAAACAGGAAAUACAAUGUUACCAUCUAUGUGAAAGCUGAGAAGGGAAAAUCGGUCACUCUACACACUGAAGCUGAGAUACAGAGAGGUGAUUGGGUGAAAUGGACCUCAGAGAAAAAAAAAAAACUUACUCUAGUAACUGGAAUGAAUGGAGAGAGAAACGACACCAUAUAUACAGAUAAUAAGAGAAUGAAAGGUAGACUGGAGAUGAACCCUGAAACCGGAGAUCUUACCAUCACAAACAUCAGACAGAAAGAUGAGGGAGUUUACACACUGAAACACAUCCACUCUGAUGGAAGAAUCUCAUACAGGACAUUCAGUGUUUAUGUCAAUUGUGAUGUGAAGUCAGUAAUGGAGGGAGAUUCUGUUAAUCUAGACACUGAUGUGCCUGAACUACAGUCAGAUGAUCUGAUCGAGUGGCUGUUUGGAGAUAAAAAGGUCAUUGCUAAAUUCAGCAGAAAGGACGACACGUUCUUAUCACAUGCUGAUGUUCUUGAUGGGAGAUUCAGAGACAGACUGCAGGUGGACGAUCAGACUGGAUCUCUCACCAUCACAAACAUCACGACUGAACACUCUGGACUUUAUCACCUGAGGAUCAGCACCAGGGGUACACAGGAAAAAUCUCGAUUUAGGGUUAUUGUCAGUAAAUAUAGUCGAAAACAGAGAAACUGAAUCAGCAACGUCUGUGAUUCAAGAAGAUGAAGCUUUACUGAAUGAAGCAUAAGAUGCUGAGCUGAUAAAUGCAUAACACCACAAGUGUGUAACAACUUCAACACCUUCACUGUAAAAUCUGUUUAAACAGGGCACAACAUACUGUAUUAUACAAAGAAUUUUCUGGAUUGUUUUUUUAGUUGUUUUAUCUGUAUUUUAAAUGUGGCACUGCAUUGCGUUGCGUUUUAGCAUUCAUGAAAAUGUCUGUAAAAAUGGAUACAGUACUGGCAUGAAAUUACCAGUACAAUUUUUUUUUACAGUGUAGAGUAACACAUUUAUUUGGCUGCUUUCAUGAACUGUCCUGUUCAAAUGAGAAAUAAACGCAUGUGUGCUGUUGAGAUCUAGUUCUUUUAAAGUUUG